UGUAGUGUGUAUUUGUGUAAAGCUGUCAGACAAACUUCCUGACAACGUCAAUUUAAAAGAUUAUGGCAAAGGAGCAAAGUCCAUUGAGAAUUUUAUAAGUAUGUAAAUAUAUUGAGAGCUAUAAAGAGGAAGAGACAUAAAGAGAGAGGCAGAGAGAGACAGAACUGUUUUCUAGCACUAUAAUGACUGAUCUAGGAAUUGCUGGGACGUUGGUCCUUGUCACCUGCGUAACUUUCCUCCUUUAUCUGUUCUCAUCAUGGCUCAGAAGAAGAAAAGAUAAUCUUCCCCCAGGACCUAACCCACUGCCCCUGCUGGGAAACACUUUGCAGAUUAGUACCACGGAGUUUCCGCAAUCAUUGGUUAAGCUGGGGAAUACCUAUGGACCAAUCUACUCUCUGUAUCUGGGUAACAACCUUGCAGUGAUUCUGAUUGGAUACGAUGCGGUCAAGGAAGCCCUUGUUGACAACAGUGACUUGUUUAGUGACCGAGGGUUUAUCCAAAUAGCGUACUUGCUUUUCAAAGACUAUGGGAUUGCCAACAGCAACGGUGAGAGGUGGAAAACCAUUCGUCGAUUUUCUCUAACAACUUUGAGGAGUUUUGGGAUGGGAAAGAAAAGUAUUGAGGAGAAAAUACAGGAAGAGGGUCAAUGUCUUGUGACUGAAUUAAUGAAGCAAAAAGAUAUCCCAUUUGACCCAAAGUUCUUCAAUAUAACUGCUGUCUCCAAUGUCAUCUGUUCCAUUGUUUUUGGUGAGCGAUUUGAGUAUGAAGACAAAAAUUUUUUGGCUCUUCUGUCAUAUAUGAAGGAAAUCUCUAGAAUGAUGAACUCGACUAUUGGACAGCUUCUCCAUACCUUUCCAAAUAUUCUCCCACGUCUGCCAGGUCCACACCAGAAAUACUUUACUACUUUUAAAAAUUUGAAAAAAUUUGUCAUGGAUAUUGUAAAGUCUCACCAAGAAACCUUGGAUAAGAACUUCCCACGAGAUUUUAUUGAUUGUUUCCUCAUAAAGAUGGAAGAGGAAAAGAAUAAUCCAAACACAGAAUUUCACAGUGAUAAUUUAAGCGGAACAGUGUUGGAUCUGUUCUUUGCUGGGACAGAGACCACAAGUACGACUCUGACAUAUGGCCUUCUGAUUCUUCUCAAACACUCUGAGAUACAAGAGAAGAUCCACCAGGAGAUCGAUCAAGUUAUAGGCCAAGAUCGUUGUCCAUCAAUAGAGGACAGAAGUAAGAUGCCGUAUACGGACGCAGUGAUCCAUGAGAUUCAGAGAUUUGCAGAUAUCGUUCCUACUGGACUUCUUCAUACAACAAAUAAAGAUGUGACGUUCAGAGGAUACCUCAUUCCCAAGGACACCAUGAUCUUCCCACUACUGACCUCUGUCCUGAAAGAUCCUAAAUACUUUAAAAACCCUCAUCAGUUUGACCCAAGACAUUUUCUUGAUGAUAAAGGAUGUUUUAAGAAGAAUGAAGCUUUUAUGCCAUUUUCUGCAGGGAAGAGGAUUUGUGUUGGUGAAGGCCUUGCUCGUAUGGAACUUUUCCUGUUCUUCACUUCCAUCCUGCAGAAGUUUACCUUGAAGCCCACAGUAGAUAGGAAAGACAUUGAGAUAACUCCAGAACCAAAUAGCAAUGGAGCAAGACCUCGAGCUUACAAAAUGUAUGCUGUUCCUCGAAUUUAACAUGCUGGAGACUUCACAAACACAGACCGAUAUUGGUGUACAAACAAACACGUUUAUAACCUCUUACCUUAUGAGGUACUGUAUACACUAUAUAACAAUGUGGAUGAAUAAUCUUACAAUUCAUUUUUUGUAAAGAGGGCUGUAGAGCUUCUUCAACAAUUUGGUGAACAUUUUAAAGAUAUUUUUUCAACAUUUGAAAAUUUACCAAAUAAAAUGUGUCUUGUGAGAA
Bombina bombina (fire-bellied toad) is the source of this 1902-nucleotide messenger RNA. RefSeq names its product cytochrome P450 2C31. Gene Ontology annotation, biological process: xenobiotic metabolic process. The transcript is spliced from 9 exons. Bases 183 to 1673 code for a protein of 496 amino acids. Gene Ontology annotation, molecular function: oxidoreductase activity, acting on paired donors, with incorporation or reduction of molecular oxygen, reduced flavin or flavoprotein as one donor, and incorporation of one atom of oxygen; iron ion binding; heme binding. The record is from RefSeq and is a predicted model, not a curated record. Gene Ontology annotation, cellular component: intracellular membrane-bounded organelle; cytoplasm. Lineage: Eukaryota; Metazoa; Chordata; Amphibia; Anura; Bombinatoridae.